AACAAAUACCCCGGAUGCUGCUUAUGAAAAUGGAGGACAUAGCAAAGAAACCGAUUCGGAGUUAGGCAUGGAUCUAAAUAUUGUAUAACGACCUCAUUUUUAUAUAGUGUAGCUCAACGCUUAUUAGCCAUUACUGAGGACACACGAAGAAUUGCGUUCUACUUUGAAAUUGUUACUAGUGAACUGCUGAAAUGGCUAUGGAAAGGGCCAAGUAUGUUGAAACUCCAGUGCAGAGCUGCAGUAAGACCAGAGGGUUGCCUGGCUUGCCGCCUCUUCCAACACAUUCCAAGGAACAAUCAGAUCUAUACAAGAUUGUUUUGCGGAACAGUGAGCACCCACCUAUAAUGAAGGGUACUUCAUGGACUCUAGCAGCUCCAUUCAAAGAAGAGCGAUAUCAUCGAACUCCAAGUGAAUCAAUAGCUAAUAAUUACACCCCGUCAGCAUGUGAUUUAAAGAUGAGAGAUCUUCCCAAACUGCAAAGACAAAAAACAAAAUACCUGGAAGAUCAGAUUUAUUCUGGUAUAUAUACCAAGAAAGAGCUGCCACCUAUCAAUGAUGUACUAGGGAAGAAAAGUCCAAGAAAAUCACCAAGAAGUCCUACAUUUGUAAAUGGGAAUGCCAAUGGUGUUAAUGGAACAAAUGGAGUAAAUGGCCAUGAUGUGUUACCAGACAUUGGAACAGAAAUACCACCUAGUAGACCAUUCACACCUAAUGAACAACUAGACAUAAUGAGAGCUUUCGAGGAUCAUGAAAUAACAGAAACAGGAGAACCAUCAAACAGAGAUGAGGAAAGAUAUUACUAUUACAUACAGAAAGGUGUAAAGAGGCAGAUGUUAGCUCCUCCUCAUCCUGACACAAUGAAGAAUAUAAGAUCUCUAGUCCCUCCAACACUCCUGUCUAGUACUUCUCUAACACCUAUGGUACGGGACCUGUCUGAGGAAGUGCAGAAGGAUUAUGAGUUCAGUUUGAGAAAAACCAUUGUUGACUACAUUUUAAAAGAUCCAACAGAAAAAGAAAGACUGCACAUUGCUUGGACACCAAAGCCUUUCCCUCACAGAGUCAUUAGAGCUCCAGUUCCAUGGCAUGAUAGCUAUAGAAACAUGAAAGACACAAACAGAAUCCAUCUGUUUAUUACAAAUCCUAUAAUGUUAAAAUUGCAGGAUAUUUGGUUUGACCAAUUCAAUGAACUGAGAUUUGUAAACCUGAAAGAACUAAAUGAAGCAGAUUUACCUUUAUUACCAUCAGAGUUUGAAUCCUUGGUAAAGAAACAAUGUUGGGAAGCACAUGAAGUUCUGAGAAAAAGCUGGAUACCAAACUGUGCCAAGUUAUUUGUUGAGCACAAUGAAUUAUGGGAAGACCUUGUCCCUCCAGAAGAUGAUGACUCCACAGAACUUGUUGAGGAAUUCUUUGCCUGUGUUGCAGGUCUCAUGUCUAUACAACUGAGAGGAAUGGUCAUCAAUUCUCUUGCUGACUUCCUCAAAUUCUUUGAAACUCAUAAAGCAGGAAAUGAUUUUGAAGAACCAUUUGAUGAACUGAAAUACUUAGAGACAUCAAUGAUGAUAAUAAAACUGAAAGUAGAAGAACCUAAGAUUGUAUUUGAUCCUGCUUUCAAAGAAAUAAGAGACAUUAUACUUAGAUGUUUCUCUGAAAUUGUGGCUAGCGGAGAUGGAUUAACAAGGGUUGAAUGUGAGUUGUUUCCAGACAUGAGAAGUAAGAAGUUACUGUUGAGAACUGUCAAGAUAGAGGAAUCUUUAGUUGUAGAAUAUGUAGACAAAGCUAUGGAUAUAUUUAAAAAUAACACAGUUGGACCACAAAAGUACUUAAACACAUACAAGAAGUAUGCUAACUUGCUGAACAAUGAAGCAGAGCAAGAAGUUGCUGCCUUCCUCAGAGAAGAUCACUCAAUUGAAGCUUAUAAACAGAAAAUCAUAGCCUUUAACAAAUUAAGAGAAGAAAUAGCUUUAUUGAGGAUAACAGUUCCACUGAGUAUGUUCUGUCUGGACUGUGUAGCAUUGAAUGAUGACCUGUGUGGCAGAGCAGAAAGACUGAAGGAUAAACUGGUUACUAGACAAAUUGAUGACAAUAGAGACAUGAACAGAGCUUUGUGUGAGAAAUAUGACAAAAUGGCUGAUAAAGUAAAUGAAACACCAAAAACAACACAAGAACUGGUGGAAAUACAGGAAUACUUGAAAACUUCCCAGGAGGUGACAGUGUAUAAGUUAAAAGAUGAUAUAGAGGAUGCCAAGGAUCGCCUUAUGUUUUUGCUGGAUUAUGCUAUUUAUCCAACUGAAGACCAGAAGUUGAACACACAUGUAUUCCACUGGCCAGAUCACAUAAAGAACGUGUUCGAGAUAGCUCAGAAGAUUAUUCUUAGUAAGAGAGAUUCUAUUGAAGAUGAACUUAAGAGUAGGGUUGCCAAGUUUGAGGAGAAAUUGAACGAUAUGAUGAAAGAAGUUGAAUCUUUCAAGAAGAAGGAAUUCCUCAGUGAAGAUGCUAUGAGAAACAACACUGAACAGUUGGCUACACUAGAUACAAACUUAGUAGCAGCACGUGAUGAACUAGAGGGUAUCAAUGAUGAGGAAACAUUAUUAGAAUGGGAACAGAGUUUCUUCCCUCAGUUACAACAGAUGUUUACCAUGAAAGAACCAUAUGAAAAACUAUGGAAUACUGCUUAUUCCUUCCACCAGAAACAUGAGAAAUGGCUUAAUGGUGCAUUCCAGGAUUUGAAUGCUGAAGUAAUAGAAAAUGAUGUGGGAGACAUGUGGAGACAGAUGUACAAGUUGACAAAGACAUUCAAUGAUCAAGCUGGACCACGUAGAAUUGCUGAUAAUGUCAGAGGGAAAAUUGACAAGUUUAAACAGCAUCUGCCAAUCUUAUCUACAAUUUGCAAUCCUGGAAUAAGGGAGAGACAUUGGCAGAGGAUGAGUGAAAUAGUAGGGACAGAUAUCAGACCAGUAGAGGGAACUUCACUCAGUAAUAUGUUAGAGUUUGGUCUAACUAAAUUUCUUGCACAAUUGGAAGACAUUGGAGCAUCUGCAGCCAAGGAGUUCUCUCUGGAAAAAGCUUUGGAGAAGAUGAAGUUUGAAUGGAAAGACAUGGUCUUUGAGUUGCUGCCAUACAGAGAAACAGGCAUUAGUAUUAUGGCUGCCCCAGAUGACAUACAAGUACUGUUGGAUGAUCAUGUUGUGAAAGCUCAGACUAUGAGGGGUUCUCCAUUCAUUAAACCAUUUGAAGCUGAGAUGAAAGAGUGGGAAGAAAAAUUGGUAUUGAUGCAAGACAUCCUGGAUGAAUGGCUCAAGUGUCAAGCCACAUGGUUAUAUCUGGAACCUAUCUUCAGUUCGGAGGACAUAUUAGCGCAGAUGCCUGAAGAGGGUCGUAAGUUUGGCAUUGUAGACAGUGUAUGGAGAGACAUCAUGACUGAGGCUAUCAAAGAUCCUAACUGUCUGGUAGCUACAUCUCAGAAUAACAUGUUGGGACGUCUGAGAGAUGCAAACAACCUGUUAGAUGAAAUCCAGAAAGGAUUGAAUGCAUAUCUAGAGAAAAAGAGAUUGUACUUUCCAAGAUUUUUCUUCUUGUCAAACGAUGAGUUAUUAGAAAUCUUGUCUGAGACAAAAGAUCCAAUGCGUGUGCAACCUCAUUUAAAGAAAUGUUUUGAGGGAAUCAGUAAACUGGAAUUCACAGAAAACCAGGAAAUUGUAGGCAUGAUCUCAGCAGAAAAGGAAACUGUACCUUUUUCAACAAAGAUCAUACCUGCUAAAGCAAAUGGUAUGGUAGAGAAAUGGUUGUUACAAGUAGAAGAUGUAAUGAUGAGCAGUUUACGUAAAGUUAUAAUGGACUCUAACGCUGCCUACAGUACAACACCUCGUAAUCAAUGGGUCGUAGACUGGCCAGGACAAGUUGCCAUCUGUGUAGGCUCUAUAUGGUGGACAUCAGAGGUGACAGAAUCAAUGAAGGAACCAGAUGGAAUAAAGAAAUACCAUUUAAAGUGUAACGGCCAGAUCGACCAGAUUGUCAAAUUGGUGAGAGGUAAACUAGAUCCUGGAAUCAGAGUUACACUGGGAGCUUUGACUGUCAUUGAUGUGCAUGCUCGUGAUGUCGUUGCCCAGAUGUCCAAAGACAAUGUAUCCAGUCCCUUUGAUUUUGAUUGGCUAGCUCAGUUACGUUAUUACUGGGAAGAUGAUGUCAUUGUUAGAAUGAUAACCACAGAUAUCAAAUAUGGUUAUGAGUAUCUGGGUAACUCAGGACGUUUGGUCAUUACACCACUUACAGACAGGUGUUACAGAACUUUAAUGGGAGCUCUGAAGUUGUUCCUUGGUGGAGCACCUGAAGGUCCAGCAGGUACAGGAAAGACAGAGACUUGUAAAGAUUUAGCCAAAGCUGUUGCCAAACAGUGUGUGGUAUUUAACUGUUCAGAUGGUUUGGAUUACAAGGCUAUGGGUAAAUUCUUCAAAGGUUUAGCCCAGGCCGGAGCAUGGGCAUGUUUUGAUGAGUUUAAUCGUAUAGAGUUGGAAGUAUUGUCUGUUGUGGCCCAACAAAUUCUUAGUAUCCAACAGGCUGUAGCAGCAGGACUAAAGAGAUUUGUAUUUGAAGGGACAGAAUUAGCUCUAAAUCCUUCCUGUACAUGUUUUAUUACAAUGAACCCUGGAUAUGCUGGCCGACAGGAAUUACCUGAUAACCUUAAGGUAUUAUUUAGAACAGUAGCUAUGAUGGUGCCCGAUUAUGGUAUGAUUGGGGAGAUCUCAUUGUACUCUAUGGGAUUUGUAGAUGCCAGAAGUUUGGCAAACAAAAUCGUAGCAGUAUACACAUUGUGUUCUGAACAAUUGUCCUCACAGCACCAUUAUGAUUAUGGAAUGAGAGCUGUCAAAUCUGUCUUGACUGCUGCUGGUAACUUGAAACUCAAGUACUUAGAUGAACAGGAACCAGUUCUUCUUCUGAAAGCCAUCAUGGAUGUCAAUCUUCCUAAAUUCUUAGCCCAGGAUGUGCCCCUGUUUGAGGGUAUUAUUUCUGAUCUGUUCCCUGGUGUGGAAUGUCCUAAGCCUGAUUAUGGUUUAUUCAUGGAGGCACUUAAAGACAAUACAGUCAAGAGGAAACUACAACCACAUCCAUGGUUUUUGGAAAAAAUUAUUCAGGUAUAUGAGAUGAUUUUGGUAAGACAUGGUUUGAUGAUAGUUGGAGAACCAUUAGGUGGUAAAACACAGGGAUGGCAAGUGUUAGCUGAUUCCCUUACAGAUCUACAUGCCUCAGGACUCUACCCUGAGUCUAAGACAAUAUACAGAAUAAUCAACCCUAAAUCUAUCACCAUGGGCCAGCUGUAUGGAUGUUUCGAUCCAGUAUCUCAUGAAUGGACUGAUGGUGUACUUGCUAAUACAUUCAGAGAAUAUGCCAGUAAUCCAAAUGAAGACAGGAAGUGGAUUUUAUUUGAUGGACCUGUUGAUGCUGUGUGGAUAGAAAACAUGAACACUGUAUUGGAUGAUAAUAAAAAGCUUUGUUUAAUGAGUGGUGAAAUUAUUCAGAUGUCUAAUGUUAUGAACCUGAUAUUUGAGCCAGCAGAUUUAGAACAGGCUUCCCCUGCUACUGUCAGUAGAUGUGGUAUGAUCUACUUAGAACCACACCAGCUUGGCUGGAGACCAUUCAAAGAAUCCUACAUGAUGUAUGAACUUCCACAUAAUUUAUCACAGGAAGAUAAAGACCUAGUCAAUGACUUGUUUGAGUGGUUAAUUGACCCAUGUUUAUACUUUAUUCACAAGAAAUGUAAAGUGUUCAUGACAACAUCAGAUAUGCACCUGGUUCAGUCUUUAAUGAGGCUGUAUACAUGUCUAUUGGACGAGAUUAAAGAUACAUGUGCCAAAAUGGAGAAAAGUGAAGAACUAGAAGAACAAUCAGAUAUACUUACUAAACAGCAGAUAACGUUAUGGUUACAAGGAUUAUUUUUAUUCUCCUUGAUCUGGACCGUAGGAGGAACUAUUGCUGAUGAUGGACGUAAAUUGUUUGAUACGUUCUUCAGAAAUAUUGUCAGUGGUACAGAUCCUGAUCAUCCUAAACCAAAGUCAAUCAAAAUUACCAAGAGCAACAUGAUUCCAGAGAGAUCCUCAAUAUUUGACUUCUGCUUUGAGAAGAAAGCCAGUGGUAACUGGAUUGAAUGGAUGGAUACAUUAGACAGAAAUAAAAUGACAAUUGCAAAGGAUGCAAAGAUUAAUGAAGUAAUUAUACAGACUACAGACACAGCCAGGCAAGCUUUCUUCCUGACUACAUACCUUCCACAUUCACAGCCCAUGUUGUUUGUUGGACCUACUGGUACAGGAAAAUCUGCUAUAACAAAUGGCUUCCUUCUAGAUCUACCUAAAGAACAGUACAUGCCAAACUGUAUCAAUUUCUCAGCCAGAACAUCAGCCAAUCAGACACAAGAUAUAGUAAUGUCUAAACUUGACAGGAGAAGAAAGGGAGUGUUUGGUCCACCAAUGGGAAAGAAAUCUGUCACAUUUGUUGAUGACUUGAACAUGCCAGCUAAAGAGAAAUAUGGAGCUCAGCCUCCUAUAGAGUUAUUGAGGCAGUGGUUAGAUCAUGGACAUUGGUAUGACAGAAAAGAUACAACUAAAGUUUUCCUAACAGACGUGCUACUUGUAGCAGCUAUGGGUCCACCUGGUGGAGGAAGGAAUGACAUCACAAGUCGUUUUACCAGACAUUUGAAUGUUGUAUCAAUAAAUGAGUUUGAUGAUUCAACAAUGACCAGAAUUUUCACAUCAAUUACAGAUUGGCAUUUUGCCAAUUUUGAAGGAUCAUUUGUAAGGAAUGGAAAGUUAUUGGUAGCAGCCACAAUGGGAGUAUACAAGGAGGCUGUUUUAAAUUUCCUUCCGACUCCAGCUAAGAGUCAUUACGUGUUCAAUUUGAGAGACUUUGCUCGUGUAAUUAGAGGCGUAUUGCUAGUGCCAUCAACCCAUUUACAGGACGCAGAUAAACUUAUGCGUUUGUGGGUCCAUGAAGUUUACAGAGUAUUUUAUGAUCGUCUUAUUGAUCUAGAAGAUAGGGAAAUGUUUUUCAAGAUAGUGAAGGAACAAUGUUCAAAUAGUUUUAAGAUGAACAUAGAUAAAAUCCUUGGACAUUUAUCAGCCAGCGGAACUGUUGUAGAUGAUAACAUUCGUAAUUUGUUCUUUGGGGAUUACAUAGUUGCCGAAAAUAAAGUGUACGAUGAAGUUACAGACUUAAAACAAUUAACAGAAGUGAUAGAAAACUAUUUAGACGAAUACAAUAUGAUCAGUAAAGCACCAAUGAAACUAGUUAUGUUUAAAUUUGCCAUUGAACACAUAUCUCGUGUCUGUCGAGUAUUACUUCAGGAUAAUGGUCAUAUGUUACUUGUGGGUAUUGGUGGUAGUGGACGACAGAGUGCGGUAAAACUGGCCACUUUUAUGGCAGACUUUGAUAUGUUCAUGAUAGAAAUCACUAAGAAUUACACUACUACAGAAUGGAGAGAGGAUAUCAAGAAACUUCUUAUAAAAGCUGGGGCUGAUGGUAAACCAAUGGUAUUCUUGUUUGCUGAUACACAGAUCAAAGAUGAAUCUUUCAUGGAGGAUAUAAGUAUGAUUUUAAACACUGGGGAUGUUCCAAAUAUCUUUGCCUCAGAUGAGAAAGCUGAGUUAAUAGAGAAAAUGCAGGCUGUUGCUAGACAAGAGGAGAAGUAUUCAGGCAAAAAGAUGGAUGCCACACCCUUGGCUAUGUACAACUAUUUCAUUGAACGUGUGAAAAAGAACCUUCACAUAGUGUUAGCCAUGAGUCCUAUUGGAGAUGCCUUCAGGAAUCGUCUUAGAAUGUUCCCGUCACUGAUCAACUGCUGUACUAUAGAUUGGUUCCAGACCUGGCCACCAGAUGCUUUGGAAAUGGUAGCUAAUAAAUUCUUAGAGGAAGUUGAUUUAGAUGAUUCUAUAAGGAAAGAGAGUGUGGUAAUGUGUAAAAUGUUCCAUGAGAGUGUCCGAGAACUUUCUGUCAGCUUUAUGGACCAACUAAGAAGACAUAAUUAUGUGACACCAACAUCAUACUUAGAACUGAUCAUGACAUUCAAGUCUCUGUUGGGUGUCAAACGUGAUGAAAUUCUUACCCUGAGGAAUAGAUAUUUGGUUGGUCUUGAGAAGCUGGAUUUUGCUGCAUCACAGGUCUCCAUUAUGCAGACAGAACUUCAGGCCUUACAACCAGAGCUCAUUAAAACUUCUGCAGAGACAGAGAAGUUAAUGAUCAAAAUAGAACAGGAUACUGUGGAAGUGGAAGCAAAGAAAGAAGUUGUAGCUGCUGAUGAAGCUGUGGCUAAUGCUGCUGCAGCUGCAGCUCAGGCUAUCAAAGAUGAAUGUGAAAGUGAACUGGCUGAGGCUAUCCCAGCUCUUGAGGCUGCAAUUUCUGCCUUAAACACUCUGAAACCAGCAGAUAUUACAUUAGUAAAAUCCAUGAAGAAUCCACCAGCACCUGUAAGGCUAGUUAUGGAAUCCAUAUGUGUAAUGAUGAAUGCCAAGUCUGAGAGAAAACCAGAUCCAACUGGUACAGGAAAGAUGGUAGAAGAUUAUUGGGGACCUUCUCAGAAACUUCUGGCAGAUUUCAAGUUCCUGGAUAGACUGAAGUCAUAUGAUAAAGACAAUAUUGCACCAGCUAUUAUUAAAAAGAUAAGAGAAAAAUACAUAUCCAACCCUGAAUUUGACCCAGUAUUAAUUAAAAAUGCAUCAACAGCUUGUGAAGGUCUUUGUAGAUGGGUAAAAGCUAUGGAUAUUUAUGAUAAAGUUGCUAAAGUUGUAGCACCUAAGAAAAUUAAGUUGGCAGAGGCUGAAUCAGAAUUGGCUGUUCAGAUGGAAAAACUUAAUGCUAAAAGAGCACAGCUCAAAGAGGUAACAGAUAGGUUACAAGCUUUAAAUGAUGAAUUUGAAGCAAUGACACAAAAGAAGAAAGAAUUAGAAACCAAUAUUGAUAUUUGCGAGAAGAAACUGGACAGAGCAGAGAAACUAAUAGGAGGAUUGGGUGGUGAGAAAGACAGAUGGACAGAGGCUGCUAGAUUAUUAGGAGAUAGAUACAUUAACAUCACUGGUGAUGUCCUUCUGUCAUCAGGUUUAGUGGCAUAUCUUGGAGCUUUCACUGUGGAUUAUAGACAGGAAAUAAUUGCCAAGUGGCACAAAGCCUCAAUUGAGCGUAACAUUCCUUGUUCUGAGAAUUUUUCACUGAAUGCUACCCUGGGAGAACCAGUGAAGAUUCGUUCCUGGAAUAUAGCUGGCCUUCCUGUAGAUACCUUCAGUGUUGACAAUGGUAUCAUUGUAUCCAAGUCUCGAAGAUGGCCAUUAAUGAUUGAUCCACAAGGACAAGCCAAUAAAUGGAUAAAAAACAUGGAGAGAGAAAACAAACUUGGAGUAAUUAAACUUUCUGAUGCAAAUUACCUGAGAACUCUUGAGAAUUCUAUACAGUUUGGUACACCUGUGUUACUGGAAAAUGUGGGAGAGGAACUGGAUCCUAUACUGGAACCAAUCUUACAAAAGCUUACAUUCAGACAACAGGGUGUAGAUUAUAUACGUCUUGGAGACAAUGUUAUUGAAUAUUCAAAAGACUUUAAACUGUAUAUUACAACUAGAUUCAGAAAUCCACAUUAUUUACCAGAGAUAUCUGUCAAGGUAUGUUUGGUUAACUUUAUGAUCACACCUCAAGGUUUAGAAGACCAGUUGUUAGGUAUUGUAGCUGCUAAAGAGAAACCUGAACUGGAAGAGAAGAAAAAUCAACUCAUUAUAGAAAGUGCUUCAAAUAAGAAACAACUCAAGGAAAUUGAAGAUAAAAUUCUAGAAGUUUUAUCAUCAUCAGAGGGUAAUAUUCUAGAAGAUGAGACAGCCAUCAAGAUUUUAUCUUCUUCUAAAGUUCUGUCUGAAGAAAUUUCUGCUAAACAAGAAGUUGCAGCAGAGACAGAGAAAGAAAUUGAUGAAACAAGGAAUGGAUACAAACCAGUGGCCAUCCAUUCUUCUAUUUUAUUCUUCUGUAUCUCAGAUCUAGCCAACAUAGAACCUAUGUACCAGUAUUCAUUGACAUGGUUUAUUAAUCUCUACCUUCAGUCUAUAAUGAACAGUAGUCCAUCAAAAGUACUGGAAGAAAGAAUAUUCAACCUGAAUGAUCAUUUCACAAACAGUAUCUACAGGAAUGUCUGUCGUUCAUUGUUUGAAAAAGACAAGCUUUUGUUUUCCUUCCUGUUAUGUAUUGGUAUACUGAAGGGAAUGAGUAAUCCUGACAUAAAUAAGGGUCGAGUGGAUGAUACCAUCUGGCGUUUCCUGUUAACAGGCGGUGUGGCCCUAGAAAAUCCCCAUGCCAAUCCAGCUCCAGUAUGGUUGAGUGACAAGGCAUGGGGUGAAAUUGUCAGAGCUUCUCAGCUUCCUAAUCACAAAGGAUUCUUCAAACAUGUUAGUGACAACAUUGGUCAAUGGAAGCCGCUGUAUGAUUCCUCCAAACCUCAGGAUUUCAAGUUACCAAGUCCAUUCAAUGUUCUCACAGGACUGGAUAAGAUGAUAGUGUUACGUUGUUUCAGACCAGAUAAAAUUGUUCCAGCUGUACAGGACUUUAUCACAGAUAAUUUAGGACAGUCAUAUAUUGAACCACCAACCUUUGACCUGGGUGGAUCAUUUGUUGAUUCUAAUAAUUGCUCUCCGUUAAUUUUUGUUCUUUCCCCUGGUGCUGAUCCUAUGAUGGCUUUGUUGAAGUUUGGAGAAGAUCGAGGUUACACCCAGUCAGGAGGAACUAUACAGACUAUAUCACUUGGACAGGGACAGGGCCCUAUAGCCUCCAAGAUGAUAGACAAGGCAACUAAAGAUGGAACAUGGGUGGUGUUACAGAAUUGUCAUUUAGCUACAAGCUGGAUGCCUGCUCUAGAGAAGAUUUGUGAAGAAGUCAUCAGACCAGAAAAUGCACAUGAAAACUUCCGACUCUGGCUCACCAGUUAUCCCUCGGAUCAGUUCCCUGUUUCCAUUCUACAAAAUGGUGUAAAGAUGACAAAUGAACCUCCAAAGGGAAUGAAAAAUAAUCUGUUGAGAUCAUACAUGAAUGACCCAAUUUCUGAUGCUAAUUACUUUGGCGGAUGUAAUAAACCUGAAAAGUUCCACAAAAUGUUGUUUGGUUUGUGCUUCUUUCAUGCCUUGGUACAAGAGAGAAGAAAGUUUGGACCACUUGGCUGGAACAUUCCUUAUGAGUUCAAUGAAUCAGAUUUACGUAUCAGCUUGAGACAGAUGUUGAUGUUCCUGAAUGACUAUGAUGAGUUACCUUUACCUGCUUUGUCUUACCUGACUGGUGAAUGUAAUUAUGGUGGACGUGUCACUGAUGAUAAGGACAGACGUCUACUCAUGUCACUAUUGGCCAUUACUUAUGUAGAAGAUAUUAUAACCAAUCCAGAUUACAAAUUUUCUGACAGUGGAUUAUAUUACUCCCCUCCAGAUGGUCCUCAUUCAAGUUUUGUAGAAUAUAUUAAAACUUUACCAUUAAAUGCCUCACCAGAAGUAUUUGGUCUCCAUGAAAAUGCAGAUAUCACUAAAGACAACAAAGAAACAAAUUUGUUGUUUGAAAACAUUCUGCUUACCUUACCAAGACAGUCAGGAGGAGGAGGAAAGUCAACUUCAGAAGUCAUUAAAGACUUAGCAAUGGAUAUCCUUAGUAAAAUGCCUCCAUUGUUUGAUAUGGAUAUGGUUAUAAAGAAAUACCCUGUAGUGUAUAAUGAAUCUAUGAACACUGUCUUGCGUCAGGAAUUAAUCAGAUUUAACAGACUGACACAUGUAGUCCGUGUUUCACUGGUCAAUCUGCAGAAAGCUAUAAAAGGUUUAGUGGUCAUGUCAUCAGAUUUAGAGGAAGUGUUUGACAGUAUGCUGAAUGGAAAAGUACCAGCAGUAUGGGCUUCUAAGUCUUAUCCAUCACUCAAACCACUUGGCAGUUACAUUAAUGACCUGCUAGCUAGACUAAAGUUUUUGACAGACUGGAUAGAUAAUGGUUCUCCACCAACAUUCUGGCUAUCUGGGUUCUACUUUACUCAGUCAUUCUUAACAGGUGUAUCUCAGAAUUAUGCCAGGAAGUAUACAAUCCCAAUUGAUACAAUUGGUUUUGAAUUUGAAAUAGUCCUAGAAGGUGAUGUUGAUACAAGUUGUAAGCCUGAGGAUGGAGCUUAUGUUUAUGGUUUGUUCAUUGAAGGGGCCAGGUUUAAUAAAGACACUCGUAACCUUGGAGAAUCUUUACCGAAGAUCUUAUUUGAAACUCUGCCAAUUAUAUGGAUGAGGCCUAAUGAAAAAUCUAAGUUUACUCUUAAUCCUCAUUACAACUGUCCAGUAUACAAGACAACAGCUAGAAGAGGAGUGCUGUCCACAACUGGCCAUUCUACCAACUUUGUCAUGUUCAUGAAGUUACCAUCAGACAAGCCACAGAAGCACUGGGUUAACAGAGGUGUAGCUGGCUUAUGUCAGCUUGAUGACUAAAUUUUGUGGCAUUCAUUUGGAACUUGUUGUUGAUACCAUUCCGUCCUUAAUAGAUCAAAUGUGAUAUUUUAUUAUUUAGAUGUGACUGAUACAUUCAACUGCUAAAGAAAAUAAUCAAAGUUAUUUUUGCUGUUGAUAGAUAAUUUAUAGAAAUAACAUAUUUUACAGAAAUGUAUAUAUUAUUGUGAAUGUUUUCCACAAAGUGAAUUCUAAAACUGCUGAUUUGAACAUAAAUGUGUGUCUUUUUCCACAAAGUGAAUUUUAAAACUGCUGAUUUGAACAUAUAUUUUUGUAUAAUGGUGCAUUUAUUUGUACAUUGUGAUUGUUUGCUUUCAUUAGUUUAUUUUUCACAUACGUAAUGUUUAUAGUCCUGAUCUCCGAAACAUAUAUAUAUAGGAAACAAAAGUACAUCAAAGUACAGGGUGUGCUAGUAUAGUAUUGUCAGCAUUAGUUGCCAAAUUGGAAGUCAAGAUUUUUUACAGGGUUAGAGUUAUUCCAUCCACUUUCUUUGUUUGACUAUGGUUUACGUAUUGUAAACAAGAUUUUACACAGGAGUGUCCAAUCAUCUGUCUGUGAUAUCUAUUUUUGUGCUAUUUUUACUGUUUGAACAUUCCAGUCAUAUUUAUUUUUAGUUUUAUUUUGUAAAUAAGGUGUUUCUCAAAUUCGGCAUAGUUCUGCUGUAAUCAUUGAGAUGAAAGGUGUUAUACACUAUAACUUGGAUGCACAAUUAAGAUAGUGUAGAAUGGCGUACAGUCCUGUGUUCAUUUAGACAGCUGUACAUAAGUAUAUUGACACCCCUAUAUCUUGUAAUCUGUGAUAGUUAUUUUACUCUUGUUUUAUUUCAUAAAUAUAUUUUAAUAUGAUUAUUAAUUCCGUCCAUAUGAACUAAUGUCCUUGGUAUUAAUUUGAACUAUAUAUAUGAUAUAUCUCAAAGAAAUAUUUUUUAUUACUUGAAGUACUGCUGAUUUAGACGAUAUCUGCUGAAAUUUCUGCAUUAAUUGCCAAAUAUGUGUACAAAGGGUUAAUUUUUUUCAGAAAGAGGUGCUUUUUCCCAAAACAUAGUGAUUUAUUUCAUUUGAGUUAAAAGGCAACAAGAGAAUACAUGAAUGAGACGAAAUUUAUCCUUUGUACAUCAUUAUUGUUUUUGUUGUGCCAAUUAAGUUUACAAAUAAUAUUUUGUUUGUCUAAUCCUUCAUAUCGUGAAAUAAACCAUAUUUGUGAAAA
Mytilus californianus (California mussel) is the source of this 13676-nucleotide messenger RNA. RefSeq names its product dynein axonemal heavy chain 3-like. The transcript has 71 exons. The record is from RefSeq and is a predicted model, not a curated record. Gene Ontology annotation, molecular function: dynein intermediate chain binding; ATP binding; dynein light intermediate chain binding. Gene Ontology annotation, biological process: microtubule-based movement. NCBI's taxonomy places the organism in Eukaryota, Metazoa, Mollusca, Bivalvia, Mytilida, Mytilidae. Gene Ontology annotation, cellular component: dynein complex. Bases 192 to 12452 code for a protein of 4086 amino acids.